AUGACAUAUCAAAUUAAAGUACUUGUAUUUUUGAAACAUUGCGAUAGCAUUGUUGUUGGUAAUAUAUUUUCUUGUGCAUCAUCGAAUUAUGAUCAUACACAGUGUUGUUUGGCUAAUGGAGUAAGUGGAAAAUGUCUGGAAUAUUGCUCAGCUCAUGAUGGUGUACCUCCAAAUUAUUUGGAUUAUUUAGCAUGCCUAGAAUACUUUGAUACUAUCAAACAAUGCUUUAAAAAUUAUCUGGAAAAAAAUCCUGCUAUUAAGCCUUAA
Messenger RNA from Brugia pahangi, 267 nucleotides. NCBI's taxonomy places the organism in Eukaryota, Metazoa, Nematoda, Chromadorea, Rhabditida, Onchocercidae. The record is from the annotation of a GenBank genome assembly.